UGUCUCUCUAGUGGGAGGGGCAACGUCUGGAAAAACCGCGCGCGUGGGAUGAAUUUUCACCGAACGCAAUUAAAUUUGAUCGUAAUAUUUCGUCGUUGUUCUCGCGACGUAGGUACACUUUUAUCGCCAGCUACACGUCUGAACGCUACGACGGUCCGCUGUCGAAACUCUUCCAGUCUUUCCGCUUCCGGUCGCGUUUUGGCAACGUAGUCGUCGGCGCGGAGCGGUCUAUUUCGAGCGUCGUCGCAGACCGUUUUUAUCUUUUUCCCCGUCCGUUUGGUCGCGGCGACGGCGGCGCGCAGCGUGUUGUCGCGCGCGCACUUGCGUUCCCGGCGGCGAGGCGAGGACGACCGAGAGCGCGCGCGCGCGCUCCAAUCCCGUGGAAAAACCCGUGCGCGCGUAUUCGGUUGUAUUAUUUUCUAUACCAUAUAAUAUAGUACCCGUACUGUACGCCGCCGCGCGCCACGGUAGUUGUACGACGGCGACGACGACGCAGCGGCUAUGCAAUAUUAUUAUUGUUAUAGUGCGUUCCUCGUAAAUUGGCAAUAGUAUAGUCGUCGUCGUAUUAUCAUUGUUGUUAUAGUAUUUAUGACCGCGUGAUGCUAUUAUAGUUGCGUCCGUAAGACACAUUAUAAUAUUGAUAAUCACAACGACAAUAAUUGUCGCGGGGUAGCGUCUCUCGAAAUUUAUUUAUUCGCGCCGCCGCGGGAAAACGGAUUCGCGCGCGUUUCGUCCGUCGAUCCGGCGGCGGCGGCGGCGGUGGUGACGGCGAUGACGAUGACGAUUUCGCGGCGGCGUCGGCGACGGUGCCGGUCGCGUCGUUGUUGUCGCCGUUAGUAGUGUUAAUAGUCGGCGGUCCGGGCUUCACGAGCGCGGCGUUUUCGGCGGUCGGAAACCGGCGGUGGCGACGACAUGGGAAACUAUUGUUCGUCGAAACAAAAGGACGGCGGAGGCGGUUCCGACGAGUACUUGCAAAAAGCUCGUUACAAAAAAACUCAAAGAAAAGCCGACAAGUCAACCAACGUGAUAUCUGUGCCCAAAAAGGGUAAAAGACACCCCGCGGCAUCUGCCGUAGGUACAACGACCGCGACCAACAGCAGCAAAGCGGCCGUGGCGUCCAACUGCAACGUCGCCGGGGUAACUUUUAUAAUUCCGAGAAUUGAACAACCCGAUGACCAGUCAACCGCGGCAACAAUCGUCUGCAAGCCCUUCGAACCGAACAACAUAUCCUCCUCCAUAGUAGAUAAAACGCCGGAAAAAUGUUUUGCAUUUAUCCUGCCGGACGAACUGAAAGACGUAUCGACCGAGACGAAGAAAUUACUGCUUGGUGUUUUCGAAUCAACAGCAAAUCAGAAGACAAACAAAAUUAUCGUUUACAUCUGUGUACCGGACAAUAAAGGAUUUCCGGACGAAAGACAAAGCCUGUACAAUACCGUGCUACCGGCAAUCCGGUCGAAAUGCACGAAAAUCGGUUACGAACUGCACGUGGUAGACCUGUACUGCGACCACCAGCAACAGCAAGAAUACGGACAGCUGGACACGGCUGUCCGGCUGGCGGAACUGCGCCGGCAGAACCGCGUUGGUCACGUCGUGCCUAUUGUGUUCGUGGACGACUCGCUGGGUCCACCGGUCCUGCCCCACGUGAUGACCAAACAGGAUUUCGAUCUGGCCAGGAGCAAAGCGCCGGACGCCAGCAAGCUGAUCGAGAAAUGGUACACGCUAGAUGCGCAGAAAAACCACUACGAGCUCCGGAACGAGAUGAUGUUCGAAACGACGUUCGAGACACAGGAAGCUGACGAAAAACUAUGGCACGAUGAGAAAGUACAGCUGCAAAUCGCACUCAUGAAGACGUUCGAUUCAAAGUCGUUGCGGAGCGGUUACGUCGAACAAGUUUUUCAACAGGAAGUCCGUAAUGAGAUCAUAUUGAACUCCGAGUUGGCUAAAAGGUCUGUGUGGAUUAUCAACAAUUAUGAUGUGGUUUCCGGUCACAAGUGUAAAACCACUGCGGUGGAAACUAAGAAGAGACUCGAACAACUCAGCAAACAGUUGAAGAACGAAUUACCGGAAACCAAUAUCAUAUUUUACGAGACCGCCAACGCGCCGGAAUUUUUAAAGAAAAUAGGAUCCGUACUAACGACUAUUGUCGAAUCUGUAGAUAAGGAAAGGGAAAAACAAGAGCCUACGUACGGUGUGAGCCAGCUACUGUUGGAAGAGCUGAGGAUUCAAGCUUGGUUCGGGUACAACGCGGCCAAACGGGCUGUUCGCCGGGACGACGCCAUGGAACGUGCCAAAAAGUAUUUGAUGGACGCUGACGCAGGGUACCCGUUGAUACUGUACGGGCCUUCGGGGUCGGGCAAGACCACGGUGAUGGCGGCCAUAACGAAACACUGUCACCUGUGGAAUCAGGACUCAGCUGUGGUGGUGAGAUUCGCCAACGCGUCCGCUUACAGCUCGUCGCUGGAGCAAGCGCUUCACUCGCUGGUUGUCCAAUUGAAUCUCUUGGACAGCGGAAAAUGUAUUUGGUUCAAGCACGACGUACAACUGUACUCGGAACAAAUUAUACGGCUGUUGGGUUCGAUUGGAUCGAAACGGCCGGUAACGUUGAUCGUCGAUGGAGUCGACCGAUUCGAGAACAAUUUAGUGGAUUGGAUACCGCAGUCGCUGCCCAACAACGUCAAGAUCGUGGUGUCAGCCUCAGAGCCUUCAGUGCACCUAAACCGAUUGCGUCAGACCAUAAAAACGCCGGAUUCGUAUAUACGGAUCGCGAACAUGACGGAUGAGCAAAUCGACUCCUUAUUAUCGGCGGCGAUCAUCCGACCGAUCGGUGGUGGCGGUGCUGAAACGAACAAAACCGACGGCAAACUGGUGGCCGCCAAGACACCGUUGGAAAUUCAAGUGAGCUUGCUGUGUUCUAAGAUACGAAACUCGAAACAACCACCUUCACCGGAAAAGUGGGUGGAAGCUAUUUUCGACAACGUCGAAUCGCAUCUCGGCAAAGACAAGGUAUCCUCUGUGAUUGGACACAUGUGUGCCACCCGAUACGGUUUACUCGAUUCGGAGUUGGUUGAAUUACUUUCUUCAGAGAACGAAUUUCGCGUUUCGGACCUGUCCGUAGCUGUGAUUUCGCCUCCGGCCGGUCUCUUCUGGGCAAUGUUCAACGAGCUGAUGUCUUCGUUUUUGUACUGGUUCAAAACGGAUCGGUACGCGACAGUCCGGUGGAAGAACGCCGUAGUUGCCGAAGCCGCCGGUCGACGUUAUAGCGAGUCCACUCGGCGCAUAAAUAAGAAAAUAAUUUCGUACUACGACGACCAGGUGGUGGCGGUGACGGAGGGUGACAGUGACAAGAAGAGCUUGCCGAAACGCAGGAAAUUGGACGAGUGCAUUCACCUGACGGACCCGGCCGAGACGAUCAAAGAAUUUUUCAGUGACCUCGAUUGGGUUUUAGAAAAACUAAAUAAUGGGUCGGUGCUCCAGUUACUAGACGAACUAUCUGCGCACGCCCAAGACCCGCAAGCGCGAUUCCUCAGAGACUUCCUGUCGUCCGCUAUGCCAGCCGUGAUGGACAACGGCAAUCAGCUGUUCUCACAAAUGUCGCUGUACCAGCCGGCGGCUGACCGGUACCGGGCCCUGAUGGACGCGCCUCCAUUCCCAACUCUGAUGCCACUAGUUCUGACGGACGCUGCGACCACGGCAUCGCAGUUGUCAGAAUCCACCGCUCAGCUAUCGGAUGGUGCCGGCGCCGCGGGCAAGUUCGACUUGGUCAAACGGUUCAACGAUGACGCGAAUUACGUGAUCACUGUCAGUACAGGGCGGAAAGAAAUAAGCGUGUGGGACGUACACACCUGUAUGAGAGUUCGCACGCUCAAGGGAAUCCUUCAUCCGACAGCGCUAAAACUGAUCGACAACCAGCGUUGCAUAGUGUUGUGCGAGCGGAAACUGAUCGUCAUCAACUUGGCGACCGGAAAAGUGAUCAGCAAACUCAAAGGGGUGAUGAAUCAAAACAUGCCUUACUUCGGCUUGCACAGUUCCUCGAAAAUUGUGGCGUUGGCUAGGAGCCGGAUGCACGUGAACCUGAUCGACAUCGAAACGGGUACGAUCGAGGCGUACUUUAAAGCCGGCGAAGACAGAUUCCUGAACUCGCUGCUGGUGUCCGGAAACGGGAGAGUCAUGGUGUGCGGCGACGAAACGCAAAAACCUUUUCCACUGCUCGUGUGGAACUUGACUUCAAGACAGUUGAUGUACGACUUGCGCAUACCGUUCCACGAAUUCGUCACGCGACUCGCGGCCAUUACUUACGAAGGUCACUACGUAUGCUGCGUCGCUCAAGAAGUAGACGAGCCCGGGCCUAACUUCAUAGUGGUGUACGACCUGCAGUCGGGCACGCUGUUCAAAAAGUGGAAGCCUGGCAUGAACUGCGUGGCGCUAGACAUAUCGUCCAAGGACGGGUGCGUCCUGAGCGGCCACGAGAACGGCCACAUAUGCAUCUGGGACCUGACCACCGGUAACUGCCGGUGGACGCUGAGCGGCCACGUGGCGCCGGUCACCAGCCUCCGACUGGACCCGGCCGGCGGUUCUUUCGUGUCGCUGGACACGCACGCCCGAGACCGGACGAUCAAACUCUGGAACGUCACCACCGGCCAACUCGUCUCGGAGUUCACCCCGGUCAACCCUAUAACGGCUUUCGAAAUACUGCCGGGCGGCGAGUUCGUGGUCGUAGCGUCUUUGGGGUCCGCGCACCCGACGGUCCUGCAGCUCCGCGGGCCACAGCAGUCCGCCGACGAGCAAACAACGACGACAACUUACGGCGGCGAAACGACGCUCGAAGUAGACUUGUCGUUGGACUUCCGAGACGACGCGGCUGCGGCCUCAGCCCCAGCCCCGGUCCCGACUUCCGCCGCCGUGUCUAGAUGACAGCCGCCGCCGACAGAAAACGACGACGAUACGACUGCCGGACCUGGACGAAGAAACGCGUUUUUCGCUGCAGGUCUCACGCGAGAGAUUUCACGAUUUUCGUACUGUCUCAACGAUAACGGCGACGGCAAUUAUCAUGGUUAUUUCAUGUUAUUGUCGCUGAUGAUAUACAUCCAGACAUCCUCCUCCUCUUACUUCUCCUGUCAUACUUGCUUUACUCGUACUACAUCACACACACUCACAUACACCGUGUAGUAACCAUUGUCGAAUAUUGACUGCCGAUAUUGUGGAAAUUACUUCAAUGAGUCUCUCGGUUGACGAGACACAAACAUAGUUUUCAAAACAUAAGAAUUCUUCACAAUACCAUCAUUACUGUUACUACUAAUUACUAUAACUGACUACUGUUUAAUACUAUUACUACUACUACUACUACUACUACUACUACUACUACUACUACUACUACUACUACUACUACUACUACUACUACUACUACUACUACUACUACUACUACUACUACUACUACUACUACUACUACUACUACUACU
This is a messenger RNA of Metopolophium dirhodum (rose-grain aphid), 5456 nucleotides long. Its product is annotated as NACHT domain- and WD repeat-containing protein 1. The record is from RefSeq and is a predicted model, not a curated record. Bases 913 to 4911 code for a protein of 1332 amino acids. The transcript is spliced from 21 exons. NCBI's taxonomy places the organism in Eukaryota, Metazoa, Arthropoda, Insecta, Hemiptera, Aphididae. Gene Ontology annotation, molecular function: ATP hydrolysis activity; protein binding.